Molecule: messenger RNA, 5139 nt
Organism: Melanotaenia boesemani (Boeseman's rainbowfish)
Lineage: Eukaryota; Metazoa; Chordata; Actinopteri; Atheriniformes; Melanotaeniidae
Gene: myo1ea
Product: myosin IEa
Exons: 29
Coding region: 340-3702 (1120 amino acids)
Biological process (GO): actin filament organization; vesicle transport along actin filament
Cellular component (GO): cytoplasm; microvillus; vesicle
Molecular function (GO): microfilament motor activity; ATP binding; actin filament binding
Source: RefSeq, a predicted model, not a curated record
UGUGUUAUGUUUCAGAGCUGAUGUUUGAGGGCACUGCUCCUCUCCCAGCUCCGCUCGCUGAAAGGACCCUGCUCCGCUGCUGUAUGUCUGUCACUGUUGGACUUAUUUCUGAGUGCACGAUGGACGGAGGACAACGUUAACGAGCUGCAUCCAUGCUGUCUGGUGCUUAUCGGGCGGAUAUCUGAACUUGGAUUUACUCCUCCAGUUUUAAGGUUAAGUUUCAGUGGACUUUUUUAAAAAUUAUUUAUUUUUUAUUUAAGCCUUUCGAACUUCAGCGAGGUUCACACAAAUACUGGAUCGUGGGAAUACAGAGGAGACUACGACUGCAGUGAGAAGAGUAUGGGGAGCCGGGGCCACUACCGGUACCACUGGCAGAGCCACAAUGUCAAACACAGCGGAGUGGAUGACAUGGUGCUGCUCAGCAAGAUCAACGAAGAUGCCAUCGUGGACAACCUCAAGAAGAGAUACAUGGAUGACUACAUCUUUACAUACAUUGGUCCUGUGCUCAUUUCUGUCAACCCCUUCAAGCAGAUGCCAUAUUUUGGAGACAAAGAAAUCGAGAUGUAUCAGGGUGCAGCUCAGUAUGAGAACCCUCCUCACAUCUACGCUCUGGCAGAUAACAUGUACAGAAACAUGAUGAUUGACCGUGAAAACCAAUGUGUUAUCAUCAGUGGAGAGAGCGGUGCAGGGAAGACCGUCGCAGCCAAAUACAUCAUGGGCUACAUCUCCAGGGUGUCAGGGGGCGGGCCCAGAGUGCAGCAUGUCAAAGACAUCAUCCUCCAGUCCAACCCGCUGCUCGAGGCCUUUGGAAAUGCUAAGACUGUGAGGAACAAUAACUCCAGCAGAUUUGGAAAAUACUUUGAGAUCCAGUUUAGCUCUGGUGGUGAACCAGACGGAGGUAAAAUCUCCAACUUCCUUCUGGAAAAGUCACGUGUUGUCAUGAGGAAUCCUGGAGAAAGGAGUUUCCAUAUAUUCUAUCAGUUGAUCGAAGGAGCCAGUGGAGAGCAGAAGAACAGCCUGGGAAUCACAAACCUGGAUUACUACACUUACCUCAACCAGUCUGGUUCCUACAAAGUGGACGACAUCAAUGACAAGAGCGACUUCCAGGAGACAAUGAAUGCCAUGGAUGUGAUUGGCAUUGCAGCAGAGGACCGCUCCAUGGUUCUUCAGAUUGUGGCUGGAGUCUUGCACCUGGGAAAUGUCACUUUUAAAGAAUCAGGCAAUUAUGCUGCUGUCGAGAGUGAAGAGUUUUUGGCAUUUCCUGCUUUUCUUCUUGGAAUUGACCAGAACCGCCUGAAAGAUAAGGUGACCAGCAGAAAGAUGGACAGCAAGUGGGGAAGUGCUUUGGAGUCUAUCACCGUGACCCUGAACGUGGAGCAGGCGUGUUACACGCGAGAUGCUCUCUCCAAAGCCUUACACUCACGUGUAUUUGACUACUUGGUGGAGUCAAUCAACAAAGCCAUGGUAAAGGAUCACCAGGAGUUAAAUAUCGGCGUGUUGGACAUUUAUGGAUUUGAAAUUUUCCAAAAAAAUGGAUUUGAACAGUUCUGCAUCAACUUUGUGAAUGAGAAGCUUCAGCAGAUAUUCAUUGAGCUCACUCUGAAGGCAGAGCAGGAGGAGUACGUGCAGGAGGGGAUCAAGUGGACUCCCAUAGAGUACUUCAACAACAAGAUUGUAUGCGAUCUCAUCGAGAGCAAAAACCCCCCGGGGAUCAUGAGCAUCCUGGAUGACGUGUGUGCCACCAUGCAUGCAGUGGGUGAGGGAGCCGACCAGACUAUGCUGCAGAAGCUCAGAGUUCAGAUCAACACACAUGAUCACUUCAACAGCUGGAACCAGGGCUUCAUCAUCCAUCACUAUGCUGGCAAGGUUUCCUAUGAUGCCGAGGGUUUCUGCGAGAGGAACCGAGAUGUCCUCUUUACUGACCUCAUUGAGUUGAUGCAGAGCAGUGAGAUCUCCUUCAUCAGAGCUUUGUUUCCUGAAAACCUCAACGCUGAGAAGAAGGGUCGCCCCACUACUGCUGGCAGCAAAAUAAAGAAACAAGCAAAUGAUUUAGUGAGCACACUGAUGAAAUGCACUCCACACUACAUCCGCUGCAUCAAACCGAAUGAGACCAAAAAGUCCAAAGACUGGGAGGAGGGACGGGUGAAGCAUCAGGUGGAGUAUCUUGGUCUGAAGGAAAACAUCAGGGUAAGGCGUGCUGGCUAUGCCUACCGUAGAAUCUUCCGGAAGUUCCUCAACAGAUAUGCCAUCCUGACCAAAGAGUCCUGGCCAACGUGGCGAGGAGAUGAAAAACAAGGUGUCCUUCACCUCUUACGUUCUGUUAACAUGGACCAGGAUCAGUUUCAGCUUGGCCGAACCAAGAUCUUCAUUAAAGCUCCUGAGUCGCUCUUUCUGCUGGAAGAGACCAGAGAGCGCAAAUUUGAUGGCUAUGCUCGGACCAUCCAGAAAGCCUGGAGGAAAUACAUGGCCCGCAAGAAGUAUGUUCAGAUGAGGGAAGAAGCUUCUGAUCUGCUGUUGAACCGAAAAGAGAGGCGGCGACACAGCUUGAACAGAAACUUUGUAGGCGACUACCUUGGAAUGGAUGACAGGCCUGAGCUACGACAGUUUCUGGCCAAAAGAGAAAAGAUCGACUUUGCUGACAAAGUUACAAAAUAUGAUCGCCGGUUCAAGGGAAUUAAGAGAGACUUGAUCCUGACCCCUAAGUCUGUGUAUAUGAUUGGAAGAGAAAAGGUGAAACAGGGACCAGAGAAAGGUCAGGUGACCGAGGUGCUGAAGAGGCGGAUUGAUAUUGAGAAGAUUUUGGCAUUGUCUCUCAGCACAUUGAAGGAUGACUUCAUGAUACUGCAUGAGCAGGAAUACGACAGCCUGCUGGAGUGUGUCUUUAAAACAGAGUUCAUCAGCUUACUGGCCCGAAGGUUUGAGGAGAAAACUCAGAGGAAGUUACCACUCAAGUUUAGUAACACACUGGAGAUGAAGCUGAAGAAGGAGAACUGGGGCUUCCUGAGUGGGGGUGGCUCCAGGCAGGUGGUGUUUGUGCAGGGUCAGGGAGACAUGCCUGUACUGAAGCCUUCAAGCAAAUCUCUGCAGAUCAGUAUUGGUUCCGGGCUUCCCAAGAAUACACGUCCAACCAGGAAGAGCUUAAGUAGGGGUCGCUCCAGUGUGUCCAGAACACACCAGCACAUCCCAUCACGAGCGGCACCAGGACCUCCAGUUGCUCACCAGAACGGUGGACUGAAAAACACCAACCACCUCGCUAAUCACAGGAACUCACAGCAUCACAGCCACAGGCAUCCCUCAUCCAACAAUGCAACGCGACCCAUCCUGCCCAGCAGCAUCAACCAGAUCAAGGAGCGAGGCGGCAGCACCCGGCAACAGCCAAACCUGGACUGUCUGAGGGUCCCUGAUCAAGGAGCUGCAGGUUCUGGAGGCAGACGGCCAUCUUCAAAUGGAGGAAUGGCCCACAGGCCAUCAGCCAGCAGACCUCCACCAGGGGGAGGGCGACCCAAGCCUGCACCCAAACCCAAACCCCAGGUGCCCCAGUGCAAAGCUCUAUAUGCCUACGACGCUCAAGACACAGAUGAGCUCAGUUUCAAUGCCAAUGACAUGAUCGACAUCAUCAAAGAGGAUGCAUCUGGAUGGUGGACGGGACGACUUCGUGGAAAGCAGGGACUUUUCCCCAAUAAUUAUGUCACCAAGAUCUAGAAGCUGCCGAUUGGCAGCACAAGGCGACAGGCCCGCUGCAUCCCUGCUGACCCUCUCAGAGGACGGGACAAAGCCAACAGAGAGAGAAACACUGUGAGACACUUCCUCCACUACUGCCUUAUAGUAACGAAUGUAAGUGUCGGUUAUGCCACAAGACCAAAAGACCAUCGGUCUUGAAAUGAGGCUCUUCUCUAAAGACAAGAAGACUGUUUGACCCCAGGGUCUGAUUUUCCUUCACAUCCCCUUUGAGUACUGAACAAAACUAUUUAUUGUAUUUAUAGCUCUGUUUCUUCCUUACUGUCAUCAUAUCUUGCUGAAGAUUUGAGCUCAAAAGUAAUGAAAUGAAAUCUGCUAAAUGUCUGGGACCAGGCUGUGAUUUUUACGCUCAAUAUGUUUCUUUGAAGGUUUGAUUGUUGAAGGAAACAUGGUUGUCUAAGUGUCAGAACUGAAGAGACCAGAGAUAUUUAUUUUAAUACAGGAAGAGACUCUUAAUAAAUCACAACAUUGUGAUUUUUUCUUUUUUUUAUUAGGAUUUUAGAUACCAAAGCAACAAACAUUUUUCUAAGUUGGUCCUGAAAAACAGUGGAAGGGCAUUUUGGUAAAGUGGUGAAUCACCUGGAAAAUUUCCUUCAUUUUGUUUGUGUUUUUGUUCUCUUAUCACAUCAGUAUAUCUUAGAUGAGCAGCAGCAGCUGGUUGUACUGUAACCUGAGCGUGGUGUCUGCGGUGUAUUAGCACUUUAUUGGUACAGGUACUACCUUGGACGCAGACACCAUCACUCCUUCAUGCCACAGCCAGUAAGUCAACUCUGAAGGACAGAUUGCCAUGCUAGCAAUAAGCCGAGUUGCUGAGAAGAAUAAUUUGUUUACAUAAAAUGAUAACAACAGGCAUCCUUAGAUCUGAUUCUGUAUAUGUGUUUAUAAGUAGGAGUGUGCCUGUUGGGUAGAAUUUAAAUUAAUUCUCUUUUUUUUUGUAUUUUUAUCUGACCUAAAAAUGCUCUUUUCCUUGCUUUUCAUAUUCACAGGGCCGCUCUAUUUCCAGUUCACCUGCAGCUAAAUAAUUGUAAUGGUUACCACACACUAGGGUGAAUACUUUUUUGUUUUAUCAAGUGUAAAAAUGUGUAUGGUGAAAGAAAGUUUUUUUGUUUUUAUGCCUUUUUUUCUGUGGCACUACAAAAAAAUCCUUUUGCUUCUGCUCCCCUGGUUCUGCACAUCAUUUGCACUGCUGAUGCAGUACUUACACAUUCCUUUGUUUUUUAAUCACAUAACCACAUUAUGCUAAAUUUAUAAAAAAAAAAAAAAAAAACUAAAAAGAAAGCUGCUGGGACUUCUGUCAUUAAAUAUAGUUUGGUCUUGGAUGGUUCAACACAUCCUUGUGCAAUACACACCAUUAGAUUCUUCUGGAGUCUUUUAAUAAAGCAUGUUAUGUUGCAUAAUCAA